AUGUAUUAAUUAUUAGAAACAUAGCCAGAUUUUAACUGUAUUAAUAAAGAUGGAUAGGCUGAAUAUGCUAUUUAUGAUCCUCAGUUAUCAUUAUUAUGCAAGAAAUGUUUAGAAGAAGAAAGUAGACAAAAUCUUUAAGUCCUAAAAUUGUAAGAUGCGAUGAAGAAAGUUGAAGAAAAAUUAGAUUUAGUGGAAAUAAAGAUUAAUUCACAAAAAAAUAAACUAUCUGAAUUAAUAAAUUCAACAAGAGAAUUUAGAACAUAAAUUCUAACUUUUUUUGAUCAUCUUCUAGCAACUCUCUAAAUUUGGAACUAAGAAUUAUAAUAUAUGAAUAAAAAUUCCAAUAAAUUUCAAGAAUUAUCAUAAUUGGUAACAAAAUAAACAACUUCAUUUGAAUAACAAUUUAACUUAAACAACUAUAUUUAUAAAACCAAGAUUUGCAAUCGUUUCAGAGAGUACAAUUUCGACUAUUAAAAUGAGCAGCAAAAAUUUUCAAGGCUACUUACCAAAUUAAUGAAGGAAACAUAAGUACCAAAUUUUGAAACUUAAAUCAAUUUGACAAUGAAUUAAUAAGUGCCCCAAAAAGAGUGUUGUUUGAAUAUAGCAUUUAAUUUUUCUGAUUCAUUAAUGAUAUCUACAAAAGUCUAGAAUAUUUAAAUUUGGAGAUUUGAUAACGGUAAAAUUAAUAUGCCCCAAAAUUUGGGGAAUCAUGAUGAUUGGGUUAAUUGCAUAAUUUAUAGCAAAUAAUAGGAGGCCUUUUUUUCAGGAUCAGAUGAUGAAACAAUAAGAAUUUGGAAACUAUAGAAUAAUUCUUGGACCUCUUCAAAACCUUUUAAAAAACAUAAAGUUUAUAGUUUGCUAUUAAAUUCAAAGGAGGACUAAUUAUUUUCAGGUGGGAAUGAUCACUAAAUUAUAGUUUGGAAAGUAAACUUAAAAAUGAAUGAGUUAAUUUUGGUAUAUGAAUUAAGUAAACACAAAGAUUCUGUACUCUCAAUGUCAUUGAAUUAAUCAGAAAAUAUUUUAGUGUCUUGCUCUAAUUUGAGAUCUGAAAUUAUUGUUUGGGAAAAUGGAUAGGAUAAUAAAAUGAAAUUUAAAUAAUUAGUUAAGUAAAGCCAAUCACAACACUAUCCCGGAAAAAAGCUUUUCUUUUUAUCUGAAAAUUAUUUUAUUUGGGUUACAGCAAAUAGGGAUGCUGAUAAAAUCUUUGUUUUUGAAAGGAAAAAUGGACGUUUCCAAGAAAACUCUGAAUAAACUAUAGAAUUAAAUUAAGAAAGAGAAAAUGAUGAUAUGUUUCUCUUUCCAAUUGUUAAAGAUGAGAAAACUUAGCUAAUUAUUGUAAGACAUAAAACUCAUAUAUAUUUCUUAAAAGAUUUUGGUUAGGGAAAGCUGAAAAUUAUUUAACAAUUGAAUUGCGAAACAACAAACAUUUAUGGAACAAUUACGAAUAAUAUGUAAUAUCUAAUAUAUUGGGAUAGCAAAACACAAGGUUAUACAGUGUAUGAAUUUAAAAGAACUGAAAUAUAAGUUCAUUAAUGA
Messenger RNA from Paramecium octaurelia, 1536 nucleotides. The record is from the annotation of a GenBank genome assembly. NCBI's taxonomy places the organism in Eukaryota, Ciliophora, Oligohymenophorea, Peniculida, Parameciidae.